Molecule: messenger RNA, 1887 nt
Organism: Acaulospora morrowiae
Lineage: Eukaryota; Fungi; Glomeromycota; Glomeromycetes; Diversisporales; Acaulosporaceae
Source: the annotation of a GenBank genome assembly
AUGUUCAAAAGUCCUAUUAACUUGCGAAUCGAAGUGAAAAAAGAGUAUACGUCGGAAGGUGUCUCGGAUCCUUCACAAAGAAACAACGUUGUCAAUUCUCCAAAGAAUUCACCCGAGAAAGAUUGCCAUUUAUCUGAACCAGAUGUUUUGCCAGGGGUUGAUGUCCCUCGUAAACAACCGACUUGUCAAGGCAAAGUUGGGCACGUGUAUGGCGACCCGGAAAUUGAGAAUGCGCAGGAAUCGGACAGCGGUGAUCAAGAUGCCGUUAAAGAAUACAGCUAUCAGCAACGUGUACCCUUAAGUGGGGAGCCAGUUUGCGUGGUUUGUGGGAAGUAUGGCGAGUAUAUUUGUGAUGAAACUGAUCACGACGUUUGUAGCAGAGAAUGCAAGAAAAUUGAUAUAGAACGAACGAAGGCGAAUAAUUUUAAUCGUUCAGAUUUAACUAUGAAAGAACGAGCUGUAUCCUUGAAUAAUGCGGUACAAGCGCACUUUCAAAUAUGCCCUAACAUCUUUCACGCACAACUUACUUCGUAUAUUCCUCAUCCUGAAAUAAUUAAACUUUCAGAGAUUCAAGUGAAAUCGUUGUUGACAAAAAAUCGAAUUACUGUUCAGGGUAAAAGCAUUCCGCGGCCCAUUGCUAGUUUUGCACAUUGCAAUUUACCGUCAACCAUGUCCGACAACUUGCUUGAGUCAGGAUACGUUCAACCGACGCCAAUACAAAUGCAAGUCAUAUCUGCGGCGUUGUUUGGGCGCGAUGUACUGGCCAGCGCACAGACGGGAUCAGGUAAAACCGUGGCAUUCUUGAUUCCGAUAAUUGUGCAUGCUUGGUCGCUAUCUCAAUUUCACGAAGGUAAAGGAGGUCCUUACGCGGUGAUUAUGGCACCAACAAGAGAACUAUGCAUGCAGAUCGAAGAUCAAACGAAGAAGUUGAUAAAGGGUUUAAUUAAUAUGCGGACUGCUCUAAUAGUUGGCGGACUGCCAAUGCCCAAUCAAGUUCAUCGUCUUAAAAAAGGGGUACAAAUAGCCAUCGUCACCCCCGGAAGAUUUCUGGAUGUGAUAAAUCAACAUGAAGAAUUCAAUAUGAAUAAUAUUCACAUUGUUGUUAUAGACGAAGUAGACAUGAUGUUUAAGAUGGGAUUUGUAAAACAGGUCACAGAAAUAUUGGGGAAGAUGCUCAUAUCUUCGACAAAUGUGUACCGACAGACUCUCAUGUUCUCUGCAACGAUUCCUGAAAGCGUGGAGAAGCUUGCAAAUUCUAUGCUUCGUGACCACAUUCGCAUCACAAUUGGCGAUCAUUCGGGAAAAAAUACAGCAAACGACGGAAAUUCCACGAACACCUUUCCAAACAUUCCAGUCAAACAAACAAUACUUUGGGUGGAGAAUAAAUCAAAAAAGAAGCAGUUGUUUUCCCUUCUAAAUGAUCCAAAAUAUUACAAACCACCUAUAGUCAUAUUUGUAGAGUCCAAGUUGGGAGCGGAUUUGUUAUCUCAAGCGAUCGAAAAAAAAUGUGGAAUAAGAGCCUUGAGCUUGCAUGGCGAUAAACCACAGGAGGAGCGAACUCGGAUCCUUCAGUCAUUUUUAAAUGGUGAAUUUGAAAUAAUCGUGGCUACUGGAAUUUUAAGUAGAGGAUUGGAUUUGCCUGGUGUCAACAUGGUAGUGAAUUUUGACAUGGCAACAACAGUUGGUGAAUAUGUUCAUCAAGUUGGUCGUGUUGGAGGAACGGUCAAUCAAGGUUGGGCGAUCACUUUUAUCAAUGAGGAUAAUAAAAAUCUUUUCAAAGAGUUUGUCACACUGUUGAGAGCACAGCCCUCAGGUCGAGUGACCCCUUUACCAUCCAAACUGCUUAACCAUGGAUACACUUUAUAUGGAAAUAAUAAGGGCAAGUGA